Eruca vesicaria subsp. sativa (arugula) is the source of this 525-nucleotide messenger RNA. NCBI's taxonomy places the organism in Eukaryota, Viridiplantae, Streptophyta, Magnoliopsida, Brassicales, Brassicaceae. The record is from the annotation of a GenBank genome assembly.
AUGAUCAUAAAGAGGCAAUCUACAAGGGAUGUACAUGAGUAUCUCCAUACUGUGAUGAAUAGGUUUCAUGAUAAUCGUGAAACAUAUGAUACAGUUGCUAAGCUCUUGAAGGACGUGAGAUCUGCAAGAGUUCGUUAUACAUACUGUGAUGUCAUAUCAAAGGUGACUGAACUCUUUAAGGGACACAGAGACCUGAUUUUGGGUUUCAAUAAGUUCUUGCCGACCGGUCAUAAGAUAACCCUUCCGAAGGAUCAAACUCAGCGAAGGAAGCCUGAGUUUCGGGAUGCUAUUGAGUUUCUCAACAAGGUCAAGGCAAGGUUACAAGACGAGCGUGCAUUCAAGUCCUUCUUAGAGAUAUUGCGAACGUUCCAAGAAAAGAAGAAGAGUAUCACUGAGGUUUGUCAUGAGGUCUCUUUUGUCCUCCGAUGCCACCCCGACUUGUGUGCGGAUUUUACUGUUUUUCUCCCUGCUCGUUAUAAUACUAUAGAGGCGAUUGAGAGGGCUGCUGAAACAAAGCUGGGAUAA